Messenger RNA from Rhagoletis zephyria (snowberry fruit fly), 1758 nucleotides. RefSeq lists its product as uncharacterized. Lineage: Eukaryota; Metazoa; Arthropoda; Insecta; Diptera; Tephritidae. The record is from RefSeq and is a predicted model, not a curated record.
AUGUGGUGGAUUGCAUCUACAGACCAUUUCGCCUUUAGAGUAUCAGCCAAGUACAAGGAAUCUCACUUAUUAGUUCAUCAACGUCGGCCGACUAAACGUGAAGUAUUGAGUCUUGUGAUGACAAUCUAUGAUCCGCUUGGACUCAUCGGAUUUUACGUGAUAUUUGCGAAAAUAAUCCUACAAGAGAUCUGGAGAUCAGGUUGCGGCUGGGAUGAACGCAUUCCUGAUGAGCAGUUUACAAAGUGGCUUCGAUGGAUUCGUCUUAUUCCAAGAAUUGAAGACAUGCGUCUUCCACGCAACUACACACGCACCGAGUUUGACAGCCCACCUCAAAUAGAACUGCAUACCUUUGUCGAUGCUAGCGAGUCAAGCUAUGCAGCUGUGUGUUACAUGCGUUACUCAGAUGGUAAAAUUGUUGACUGUGCGAUGGUUUCUAGUAAAACUAGAGUCGCACCACUUAAGGUGAUGUCUAUUCCUCGGCUAGAAUUGAAGGCAGCGCUCUUGGGAGCUCGUCUCUCUAAGCUCGUCAGAGAAUCACACUCCAUUUCAAUUGCCACUUCCACAUAUUGGUCCGACUCGCGCACCGUCUUGGCCUGGCUACGAGCUGAUCAUCGCCGAUACAAACAGUUCGUCGCCUUUCGAGUCAGCGAAAUUUUGGAAUUGACUAACGUGGACGAGUGGCGUUGGGUACCAACCGCCGACAAUGUUGCCGAUGAAGCAACAAAAUGGCAUGGAGAUCCCGAUUUUUGUAAUGAAAGCCGUUGGCUAAAGGGACCCGCAUUUUUAAAGUUGAAACUGGGUGAGUGGCCUGCCCAGCAGAAUAUUGUAAAGAGUGAGCUUUCUGAAGAACUUCGCCCGCAGUAUGUGGGCCUCCACCGCGAAUUAGCACAAUCAAAUCUCAUCACUGCCAAUCCUGAAAGAUUUUCUUCGUGGAAUCGUCUUCUCCGUGCCACUGCGCAAGCCAUAAGUUGUGCUCGACGCUGGCUUAGUAUGGUGCGAGGCAGCGAUGUUGUGCGCAACCAGCUCGACUCUGAGGAUCUUUGUAAAGCGGAAAAGCAACUCUGGAAAAAGGCGCAGCUCGACGCUUUCGCUGAUUCAAUAGCUUCGUUAUUGAAGGGAAAACGCAUCGAAAAGCAUAGCGAUAUCUAUAAAUUAUCACCUUACCUUGACGGUGAUAACGUAUUGCGAAUAGACGGGCGAGUAAAAAUGAAUGACAGGAAAGAUCCUGUGUUGCUUCCACGCAAUCAUUACAUUACACGCUUGAUUGUUAACGAGUUUCACAUAAAAUACCAUCAUGGCUGCUUGGAGACUGUCAUCAAUGAAAGGUUAGUCCGCUCUAUAAAGAACGUACUCUAUCGCAUCAUGCACCACACUCAUACAAACGACGAAGUUCUUCGAGCAGCCUUAAUGGAAGCAGAAAUGAUAGUCAACUCGCGUCCACUGACAUACAUCCCAUUGGAUCAUGAGACCGAUGAAGCGCUAACACCCAACCACUUCUUGUUGGGUAGCUCAAGUGGCGUUAAACCAAUUGCUGAACCAGUAACUGAAGGUGUUUUAUUACGACGUAAUUGGCGAUCAUCUCAGCAACUUGCCGACGCCUUCUGGCGGCGUUGGGUCGCGGAGUACCUUCCCAUCAUAACACGAAGAAGAUAUACCAGGGGGGAGUGUUACAAACAGUGUGGCAGCAUCACUACCGAGAGCUUUGCCCUACGACAAAUAAAGCUCAGCGUGAGUCGUUUGGAGAAACUGAACGGCUGA